GACUCGAAUGCUUCCAGCCUUUUUCCUGGGGCUUAUCAUCAAUCGUUAUCUUCUCUGUUUCAGGACAACCACUCCAUCUCUUCAUUCGAGUCUCUUUUUUCUAAACUGCAGCAUGAUACACUGGGUCAGGGUCAAGGUCAGCCCGUACUCCCAAUGUCUCCUUUACCCCAACCCCAAUACCAGACAUCUUCGAUCUCUGGUGCUUUGGGGAUGCCAUUUCCCAUGUCUCCCACCUUGGACAAUGACAACUCUGGUUUCUCCGCAAACCAGUAUCCGCCCUCUCCUACAUCUAGUUUCUUUUCCGAUCAACCACCUGCCUCCCCCGCAUCUGGACGAUCCAACUUUUUCUCAAACUUACCGCAGACUUCUACUCCGCCUCCUGCAACUUCGCCUCCUGUUUCUCCACCUAUCCCUGCUUUGAAAAAAGGCAAACAUCCUGCUACGUCUGUAAACAUCAGAGACGCCCUUCGCAAUCAGCUGGCUGCAUCAGGCAAAGAAGCCGCCCAGG
Molecule: messenger RNA, 508 nt
Organism: Serpula lacrymans var. lacrymans S7.9
Lineage: Eukaryota; Fungi; Basidiomycota; Agaricomycetes; Boletales; Serpulaceae
Exons: 1
Source: RefSeq, a predicted model, not a curated record